AUGGUCCUCAACGAUGAAGCAAAAAAUAUUGCCUAAAAUAUGUGAUAUUUGAACAGGUGGAAGUGAUUUUUGAAAACAGAUUUUAAGGAAACCAAAUAUAGAUAAGACAGCACAGCACAGAGUGAGAAAGAGUCAGAGAUAAACUGAGUGUGUUAAUGCUUAGAUUGCACUUAAAUAGUGACAUAGAUUGCAUUGUAUCUCUCUUAUUAAUAAAUUCUCACUCUUUCAUAAACAUUAAUUCAUCUCUUUACAUUUUUUAUAUUGAACAAUGAUGAUGUGUCUUUGAGUGUUGAAAUGUUUUGUGCUUGAAGCACUUGCAUACUGUUUCUCUUCUUCUGUUUGAUAGUAACAAGAAAAAGUAUGGAUAUUUCUGAAUGUACAAGGAUUGUUUUAGAUAAAAUUCAAAGAUUUGAGCCAGAACAUGCUACGAAGAUCAUUGGAUAUCUCCUUAUGCAAGAUAACGGCGAGCAAGAGAUUGCUAAAUUAGCUUCAUUUCCGGAUAAUUUGAUCCGUGAAGUUGCCCUUAAGGCCAGAACUGAGCUUCAAAAGAUGGCUACCAGAUCGGUAAUCUCGUCCGGAAAUUCUUCACCGGCAAGUUUUCAGGUUCACUCUCCCUAUUACAAUCAUGGUAAUACUAGUCCAGAAUUUAUGACAAUAGGCACCACUGAACAUCAAACCCAUACUGCAUUGUUCGGUUCAGAGAAUCAUCAUCACGUAGAUAGUGUAAAUUCUACUACUGAUAACUAUGAUUGCUAUAAUUACUACUUAGAAUAUGCUUCAGCCGUAGCUAAUUUGAAUGGAAAAAUCAGUAAAAGGUUUUCAAACAUGACUGAAUUUCCAUUCAAAACAUGUCACUAUUUCAGCAAAGGAUAUUGCAGGCAUGGAAAUAGUUGUAGGUUCUAUCAUCAUGGACAAGCUGUUUCUGACAUAGUCUCUCAUAUGUAUGGAAACGACGCUGCUGCUAACGACGAACAAGCGAUUUCGCCAGGAUCACUGGCGCAACUAGAGUCGGAAAUCGUCGAUCUCUUAAAACAAAGAGGAAAUCCUAUAUCAAUUGCUUCACUUCCAAUGGCAUACUAUGAUAAGUAUAAAAAGGUGUUACAAGCAGAAGGUUACCUAGCUGAGAGCCAACGACAUGGCAAGUCCGGCUACAAUUUGACCAAGCUUCUUAUCCGAUUGCGAAAUAGUAUUCGGCUAAUUGACAGGCCUCAUGGGCAGCAUGCGGUGGUUUUGGCGGAAGAUGCGCCGAAAUUCAUGGGAAAGGCAGAUUGUCAAAAUAUCAGUGCAUCACAACAAAUUUACUUGACAUUUCCAGCUGAUAGCACUUUCUCAGAGGAGGAUGUAUCAAACUACUUUGGUACUUUUGGAUCUGUUGAAGAUGUAAGGAUUCCAUGCCAGCAGAGAAGGAUGUUUGGAUUUGUGACAUUUGUUGAACCAGAAACUGUUAAAAUGAUUUUGGAUAAGGGAAAUCCUCAUUAUGUUCGAGGAUCUCGGGUUCUUGUGAAACCAUACAAGGAGAAGCCAAAACUUAUUGACAGGAAGUAUCCAUAUAGAGUUGAGCAUCAUGUCUGUUAUUCACCGCGCUAUGCAGACAUCGACGCUGAAAUCGCUUCAAGUCCAAGAAGCUGUGGCAAUCCGCGGUAUCUGACAAGGCUUCUCCUCGAAGAACAAGACCGAAUCUUUGAAUUGCAGAGAAGGCGUCUUGCACUGUUGCAAAUAGCCCAAAAAUCUUUGUCUAGUCCACCCCAUUUUGGCAUCAACAUGAAUGCAUCAAGAGUUUCAGACGAUCAUUUCAAUGUCCAGGCUACUGAAUCUUUUAGUUAUCUACAAAACGAGCAAGCCGAGUACACAGAUGCCAAUAACUCCGAUAAGGACAGCAGUGAAGGACUGAAUCUCCCGGACAGCCCGUUUUCGUUUCGAAUAGACACCGGAAUUUCAGCAAUGAUGUAGUUUCAGAAACACCAGCAAUAGACAUCUACGGUCUGUUUGUUUAAGAUUCUUAAAAAAAUCAUUUAUGAUGUUUUAGUUAUGCUCAUGUGUAGGCUUUUUUUUAAAAAAUCAUUUUAAUAUAUAUAAUUUAGAUAUUAUUUUUCAUAGAUUUUUAAGAAAAGUAUACAAAUUUGUGUUUGUUUAAAAUUAUAUAUAAAAAAAAUCGUAUUUCUUUCUUCGGUUAAAAAAUUACUUUCCUCAAAAGCUAAUCCAAAUAACUUUUCAUUUUUCAUGAUAAGAAUCAUUUUUAAAGAAAGCUUACACACAAACAUAACUAAAUACUGAAACGAUUUUUUAAAAAAUCUUAAACAAACAGUCCCAUAUAGCUGACUCAGUUUCAGACAUAACAGCUGACCUCUUUUCUCAACAAGCUAUUCAGUUUACUCAAAGAACGGUUUUUUCGCGCAACUGAAUCGUUGGAAUUAACAACUUAUUGAUGUAAGAUCUUCUUACAUGUUAUAGUUUUUAGUUACAAAAGCAAAAGGUUUGGUUUCUAGGAGAUUAUGCAAUUUUUAGUAGUAGCUUGCAUUACAAGUUUCAUCUUUGGAUGAAAGGAACUAGGUGGUAUGUUAUUAUUUCUAUCUACUAUAGAUUUCAUUAGAUAUUUUAGGAUAUUUUGGCAAUUUGUGCCUAUGGACUAUGGAGUGAAAGGGGUAACCAAUUACUCUUUGAUUUUUUCAGUAAGAUAACAAUAAUCUAUACUUAGAUAGUUAUGUAUGUUUUUUAUUAUUUAAAUGUUUUUUGAUGGUUAA
Messenger RNA from Medicago truncatula (barrel medic), 2741 nucleotides. Its product is annotated as zinc finger CCCH domain-containing protein 18. Gene Ontology annotation, molecular function: metal ion binding; RNA binding. Bases 361 to 1950 code for a protein of 529 amino acids. The transcript is spliced from 7 exons. The record is from RefSeq and is a predicted model, not a curated record. NCBI's taxonomy places the organism in Eukaryota, Viridiplantae, Streptophyta, Magnoliopsida, Fabales, Fabaceae.